Molecule: messenger RNA, 1066 nt
Organism: Oppiella nova
Lineage: Eukaryota; Metazoa; Arthropoda; Arachnida; Sarcoptiformes; Oppiidae
Source: the annotation of a GenBank genome assembly
AUGAUGCAUUUGACCAUGAUCAGUUCAACACUACCUAACCAGAAAAGUAUUGACUUUGAGCUCAAUGGUGCUGAACCGGGAAAGACCACAGUUAUUGUCAAUACAGACAAUAACCAGACUGACACAACCAAUGCAUUUGUUCGCGUGAAUGUGGCCCGAAGUAAAGUGAUCGAUACGGUGGGGGUAGUGAUCGGUUGGAUAUACUUUGCGGCGUGGAGUAUAUCCUUUUACCCCCAGAUGUGGAUUAACUAUAAGCGCAAGUCUGUCGUUGGACUCAACUUUGACUACUUGGGCCUCAAUAUAACGGGAUUUUUGUUUUACUCGUUCUUCAAUUGCGGGCUAUUCUUCUCACCACUAAUUCAGGAUCAGUUCGAUGAGAAAUAUCCCAGAAGUGUAUUACCCGUCGAGACCAAUGAUGUAGUCUUUGCAUUGCACGCAGUCUUUGCUACUGUUAUAGUCAUUAUUCAAUGCUUUAUUUAUGAGAGAGGAGACCAAACGUUAUCUUUGUUUUCAAAAGGAUUUCUAGUCAUCGUGUGGUCGGCAUCCGUCAUAUUAGCCAUAUUAGUGCCGACCACUCAUUGGUUUAAUUGGUUGACGUUUCUGUACUACUUUUCCUAUGUUAAGUUAACCAUAACUAUAAUCAAAUACAUUCCUCAGGCGUGGUUUAACUAUAAACGACAGUCGACUAUAGGCUGGAGUAUUGGCAAUAUUUUACUCGACUUCACGGGUGGAUCACUAAGUCUUCUACAGAUGUUCUUAUUGGCUCAUAAUUACGACGAUUGGCUCCAAAUAUUCAAGAAUUUCACGAAAUUUGGUUUAGGAAUGGUUUCCAUACUAUUCGACGUCCUCUUCAUUGUUCAACACUAUGUCCUCUACAGACAUGCCGUUGACUCUGAGAGCACUCGACUCACAACUGGUCUCAAUGUAUGUGAUAUCGAUAGUAAAGAAGACGUUGUUAAACAAAUGUAAUGAUAGACUAUUCAAACACUUAGUAUUAUAUACAGUAUAUUAGACGAGCGCUUCCUUAACCGUACAGUACUUUUAAGAAUCAAAACUAAUUCUGGAU